Molecule: messenger RNA, 1326 nt
Organism: Drosophila montana
Lineage: Eukaryota; Metazoa; Arthropoda; Insecta; Diptera; Drosophilidae
Exons: 3
Coding region: 30-581 (183 amino acids)
Biological process (GO): extrinsic apoptotic signaling pathway
Molecular function (GO): CD27 receptor binding
Source: RefSeq, a predicted model, not a curated record
UUUUUGUAAUUUUUUUUUGUACCAAAAUAAUGGAAGGCAAACCAUUGAAACGCAUGCGCUCCGAUGACGAUGAGAGUAACAAUAAUGCGACCCAGAGCAAGGUUUGGGUAAAUGACAAAAUCAACGAUUCGCGCGAUCCAGAGAAAAUGAAAGCGGUGCACGACAAAACGACCAAGAUGCUGUUCAAGGCCGCCGCCAAUAUGGAUGCCAAUAAUAAGGAGAGCGCCAGCGCCAGAGAGGAGGCGAGCAGUCAGCAGCAGCUGCAGGCGCCGGUUGCCGCCAGUUCGCACAAUUUGUGCGAACAAUAUCAGCUGAUUGGCGACGGUAAUAUCAUAUUGCGCGACAUGAAUCCGGAUGUCGCCAAUCCGGGCCUGGAGCGACGUCUAUCCACCUGCUGCCAGCGGCCGACUCUUAUACGCGGCACUUGCGUUAAUUGUACGUUCGAUUUGUGCGAGGAGUGCGGUUAUUCGUGCGUCGAGUGCAGCCAAUUUAUUUGCCGCACCUGUGUCACCCUGUUCGGCAAUCGUCCGGAGGAAGCUGAACAUCCAUUGUGCGAGGUCUGCCAAAUGUUUGUCGCCUAAAAAGGCUCAACACACCCACACACACGCACACACAACACCAACACAAGCAAGGCUUGCACUCGCGCACACACACAGACGCACACGAACGCUACCUGAUACAUGAAUUAUCAAAUAUUGAGCCAGAGAUAUAUAGAAUGGAAACAAGUACAAAACAUGGUAACCAGUAGAAAAGGACUCAUUAUCAUCAAAUAAUUUAUAUAUGUAUAUAUAUAUACGAACAACAUCUUUUGCCAAUGUCGCUAACCAUCAUAAAAGCUGUGCAGCUGCCUUGAAGCCAAAGAAACUUCCCAGGCACAGUUCGAGCUAAGAACACAUUUCACGCACACAAAACACAACACGCACGCUUAUUGAAACGCAAUCAUCAAACACGAACAACAAAUUUCCAAUCCAAAUUCAAUUCAAAUCAAAUCAUCAUUCAAAUCAAAUCAAAACCAAACCAAACAAAACAAAACAAAACAAAACUAAAUCCACAUCAAAUGGAAUCCAACGAUAAAGAACACACAUCGAAAUGUCUGAAUUCGUCUAAUUGCUAAAAUGGGGCGCACUGUGUCAAGCUCUUAAAUGCUCUUAAAUGGGCCGCACUGCACAACUCUUGAUUGCAAACAAACAACAACAAAAUGGGGCGCACUGCAACACACUGUAAAGCUCUCGCCGACUGCCUUAGGCUGUGUUGCCUGCUCGCAAGCUUAAAUCAUGGGCACAGUUCAAAAAGAGAGACUUUUACACACACACAAAAAAAACAAAA